AUGCGUGCCUCACCCUUCGUUGCCGCGGCUUUGACGCCGGCCGCCCUCGCCACCACAUCAGCAAAUGUCUCUCUGCCAGCGGUUGUCGAGUUUGACUUGGUUUUCCCGCGAAACGAGACAUACGCGCUAAGUCCGAUCUUUCCCUUCAUCUUUGCCAUGCAGAACGCCGAGCUCGUGUCCAAUAUGGGCAGCUCGGGCCCGAAUGUGCUAGUCAGGGUGCGCCGCGAGGACGUCCACUCCAGAGGCUUGACAGACUUCUUCCCGCACUUGAACUACUCCAAGAGCAACGACAACACCAAGACCGGAAUUGAAAACGGCGUGUACUUUGUAUAUGGGGACCUGCGCAGCGUCAUCUCGUCCUACGGCAAGUGGAUGAUUCUGUGGGACGUGAUGAUGCCAAACUGCUCCUGGGAUCCAGAUGGCUACAGUGGUAUCAACGGCGGACUGACGGGCAACUCGCAGCCGAGAUACACCAGCUUUACCAUUUCAGCCGACGGAAAACAGCCAGACUUUGAGACGCCCAAAGACCAGGGCGGCGAGUGCUUCCAGUCGCAGGACGAAGACUUCACAAGCUCUGGCUUUAACAUUACCGACAUUCUUUCUCUCGAGGGACACUAUGCAAAUCCUCCCAGAUUUUUCUCGGGAAUGGACAAUUGCCUCGUGACUGCCAACGAUACUUCAUUGCCAAAGACCAACCCUUGUGGUGCAAAGGUCGACUCGGACUCUGCAUCUAGCAUGUCUGCAGCUUUGUUGGCCACGGCUUGCUUGAGAUCUACUCCGCUUGUGAGCUGCCCCCCAAAGAAUGCCGCGCCAAGGGCCCUUCCUACUCCCGGUGUAGUUGCUGGCAUAAUACUGGCUGGUUUUGCUAUGUUGAUCUGA
Cordyceps militaris CM01 is the source of this 879-nucleotide messenger RNA. RefSeq lists its product as uncharacterized. The record is from RefSeq and is a predicted model, not a curated record. Lineage: Eukaryota; Fungi; Ascomycota; Sordariomycetes; Hypocreales; Cordycipitaceae. The transcript has a single exon. Bases 1 to 879 code for a protein of 292 amino acids.